This is a messenger RNA of Gryllus bimaculatus (two-spotted cricket), 2023 nucleotides long. NCBI's taxonomy places the organism in Eukaryota, Metazoa, Arthropoda, Insecta, Orthoptera, Gryllidae. The record is from the annotation of a GenBank genome assembly.
GGUGCACCUGCAGUGCUACGCCGUCACCAGGGCACCGUCGCGGCGGACGCCACCUCGCCAGUUCCUGCGACGAGAAUCUGCACUCCGCUCCAACAACGCGGCAGGGAUGAGGGGCUGCGAGGCGGAAGCAGUGGCGAUGGCGAUGUGCGCGGUGCUCAUCGGGCUCGCGCAGCUGCAGACGCACGUGCUGGCGCAAACCCGGUCGCGGGCGCAGGCGCAGAGGCCCACCAUCCUGGAGUCUGGCAUCUCGCUGCUGUUCCGCGAGGCGCUGGCCAGCCUGCAAGAGCCCAUCGACCAGCCAGUGGUGCUGCCCGAAUACGACUUUAUUGUAGUGGGCGCCGGCACGGCCGGCUGCGUUGUCACCAGCAGGCUCACCGAGGUUCCAAAUUGGAAAGUGCUGUUGCUGGAGGCGGGAAGCGAAGAGAACUUCGUUAUGGACAUCCCGAUCGUGGCCAACUUCCUGCAGUUCAGCAACGCCAAUUGGGACUACCGCACUGUGCCCAGCAACACUUCUUGCCUCGGGAUGGAGAAUCGCCAGUGCCGCUACCCACGCGGCAAAGUCAUGGGCGGCAGCUCCGUUCUCAACUACAUGAUCUACACGCGCGGCAAUCGUCGCGACUACGACAACUGGCGCGACAUGGGCAACCCGGGCUGGGGCUGGGACGACGUGCUGCCGUACUUCAAGAAGUCGGAGGACAUGCAGGACAAGCAGCUGGCGCGCGACACCAAGUACCACAAGACGGGCGGGUACCUCGCCGUCAGCAUCCCAGAGUUCCGCACGCCGCUGGCCAAGGCCUUCGUGGACGCCGGUCGCGAGUCAGGCGAGCCCGUGAGAGACUUCAACGGCGAGAAGCAGACGGGCUUCAGUUACAUCCAAUCCACCACGAAAAACGGGACGCGCUGGAGCUCCUCCAGGGCCUUCCUGCACCCGGUUCGCAACCGGCGAAAUCUGCACGUCAAGAAGCGUGCGCUCGUCACAAGGAUCCUCAUCCACCCGGAAAACAAGACCGCGUACGGCGUCGAGUACCGUCACAACGGCGUCACUUAUCGCGUGCGAGCGACAAGGGAAGUCAUCUUGUCCGCAGGAGCCAUCAACUCCCCGCAGCUACUCAUGCUGUCUGGCGUAGGCCCCAAGAAACAUCUCACGCAGGUGGGAAUACCCGUCCUCCAGAACCUCAAGGUUGGAUACAACCUCAUGGAUCACGUGUGCAAAGGCGGGCUCACGUUUGUGGUCAACGACACCGUGUCCUUGCGAACGGAUCACAUUCUCGAGCAGCGAGAUUAUUACGUGGAUUAUCUGGCCUACAAAAUGGGUCCUCUGGCGGUACCCGGAGGAUGCGAAGCCCUCGCCUUUUACGACUUCGCGAACCCCGAUGACGAUGAUGGCUACCCUGACAUGGAACUACUUUUCCAGAGCGGAUCAAUCGUCUCGGAGACGACUCUCAGAAGGAACUUUGGUAUCGCUGACGACAUUUACGAUGCAGUCUUCAAACCUAUAGAGAAAGCAGAUACCUGGAUGGUUCUGCCAAUGUUAAUGAGGCCGAAGAGCAAAGGCAGAAUUAUGCUGAAAAGUGCAAACCCAACGGACAAACCUUUGAUCUUCCCCAAUUACUUUGCGCAUCAGGAAGAUCUCGACCUCAUCGUAAAGGGAAUUAAAAAAACUAUAGAACUUAAUGAGUUGGCGCCCUUUAAGAAGUUCAACAGCAAGCUGCACGACAUUCCCAUUCCUGGUUGUAAACAUUUAAAAUUCGGAUCGGAUGAAUACUGGGGGUGUGCAACACGUUACUUCUCUUUUACUAUCUAUCACCAGUCUGGUACGUGCAAGAUGGGACCAGUCUCCGAUAAGACGGCAGUCGUUGACCCCCGUUUACGAGUAAUGGGAAUCAAGGGAUUAAGAGUUAUCGAUGCCUCUAUUAUGCCAGAAAUUCCCGCAGCACAUACGAAUGCUCCCACAUACAUGAUUGGAGAGAAAGGAUCAGAUAUGAUAAAGGAAGAUUGGGGAGAACGAACGCAGCCACUCUGA